GUGACUUAAAGGAAAACAUGUAUAUUUGGGAUCCGUUCACAUCAUUCAUCAAAAUUAAUACAACACUAACACCGACAGAUACGGCAAACUUUGGCACAAAACUGGACAACGGAUCGUGGGAUGGAUUGCUUGGAUUAGUUGCUAAUAAUAAUUGCCACAUAUCUAUAACACCCCUGGAAAUAACAAAUGAACGCCGGAAAAAUAUGAUAUUCUCGUCGGUAGUGAUGUACGAGCCAUACGUUAUACUGACCAACACUGACCGCAAUGGCCGACCGCAGGUCACCGGCUAUAUUGGGUGCGUUGAGCGCCGGUGUAUUUUUCACAACCUUUCCCUUCCAUUAGCCCAUACGGGCGCCCAUUUGAAGGGCGUUUUAUGUAUAGUUUUGGUUUGCGUAACAUUAUUGACAAUAUGUUUCAAUUCGUUCAUUGACUCCAAACUGGUUGUUGUCGACGAUUACUAUGCGAUCAAUACAUUGGAUCAGUUGGCCAGCAAUGGA
This is a messenger RNA of Medioppia subpectinata, 497 nucleotides long. The record is from the annotation of a GenBank genome assembly. NCBI's taxonomy places the organism in Eukaryota, Metazoa, Arthropoda, Arachnida, Sarcoptiformes, Oppiidae.